Molecule: messenger RNA, 1677 nt
Organism: Thamnophis elegans (Western terrestrial garter snake)
Lineage: Eukaryota; Metazoa; Chordata; Lepidosauria; Squamata; Natricidae
Gene: SNUPN
Product: snurportin 1
Exons: 9
Coding region: 132-1256 (374 amino acids)
Biological process (GO): snRNA import into nucleus; protein import into nucleus
Cellular component (GO): nucleus; cytoplasm
Molecular function (GO): protein binding; nuclear import signal receptor activity
Source: RefSeq, a predicted model, not a curated record
ACGCCAUUGCGGAAGGGGCGGGACGGGAGCGCGCGCUUCCGUUGGCGGCGCGCUCUGCGGGAGGCGAGUUCGCGGGUUCGAAUCCCGCCUGGCGGGCGAGCGAGGCUGAGUUGGGCUGCCCCAGAGGAAGGAUGGAGGAGCUGAGCCAGGCUCUGGCCUGCAACUUUGUCGUCUCCCAGGACCUGAACAGCCCUGCGGCUCCUCACCCACGCCUGGCCCAGUACAAGCCCAAGUACAGCUCCCUGGAGCAGGGCGAGAGACGCCGGCGGCUGCUGGAGUUCCAGAAGACUAAGCGGCUGGACUAUAUAAAUCAUGCCAGAAGGCUGGCGGAGGAUGAUUGGACCUACACGGAGGAGGAGGAGGAAGGGGAGAAGAAGGGAGAGGAGGAGGAAGGAGAGACAGCUAAGGCUGAUGGAGAACAUGAAGACAUGGAGCUAGACAUUAUGAAGAAGUUACCCAAGCGAUAUGCGAACCAGCUGAUGCUCUCCGAGUGGCUGAUUGAUGUCCCACCAGAUCUGGAUCAGGAGUGGCUCUUCGUGGUGUGCCCUACGGGGAAGAGAGCUCUUGUGGUGGCUUCCAGGGGCACCACGGCAACAUACACCAAAAGUGGUUUCUGCGUCAAUCGGUUCCCUUCUCUUCUGCCUGGUGGGAACCGACUCAAUUCAGCCACAGGGAAAGAAUACACCAUCUUGGAUUGCAUCUACAAUGAGGUCCAGCAGACAUACUACAUCCUCGACGUGAUGUGUUGGCGGGGACACCCUGUCUAUGACUGCCAGACAGAUUUCAGAUUCUUCUGGCUGCAUUCCAAAAUGGAAGAAGAGGCGGAUUUGUCGGAGAAAAGCCGACUGAACCCAUAUAGAUUUGUGGGCCUCAAGAGCUACUCCUGCAAUUCAGCCAGCCUGUGUGAGGCUCUGGCCAUGGCGUUUCCUUUCGAGGUGGACGGGAUCCUAUUCUAUCACAAGCAGGCGCACUAUAACCCCGGCAGCACGCCAUUAGUGGGCUGGCUGCGCCCUUACAUGGUCUCCGACAUCCUGGGCAUCGUGGUGCCCAGCUGCCCGCUCACCUCCAAACCGGGCUACGCGGGACAGCAGCUGCAGCAAAUUAUCGAGCACAAGAGGAAUAAAAGCCAACAGCCGGGCGCGGCCGACGAGCCCACCUCACAAGACGGGCGUUACGAACUGGAGCAUUUGUCCACUCCCCGAGCGGAGGCCCCUCCGCCCGUCUCACCCGAUGGGGAGUGCCAGAUGGACAAUUGACCCGAGACCUUAAAAGGGGGCGACCAAGAUCAGUCAAGAAUGUCCUCGGUCUACCCGGAUAGGAAACCCUAGUCAUAAUAUAUACACUUUCAAGAUUUGGGUGGAAAAAUACGCCUUUAAUGGGAUAUUUUCGUUCAGGCGGUGUUUUGUGUUUUUUUUGGCUUCUGUCCUGCUUUAGAACGGCUGCCUUAAAUGCUCGUCCUUAAAUGAGACUCAGAUCCAUCCAUGUCAACCGUUAAGUUUCGGAACGAGUUGGGAGACAAGCUGGUCGAAACCUGGGUUCAAAUUCUCACAGGUCACACAUACACACACACACACACCUUGGAUUUCAGGGUGUUUUGCCACAAUCCUCAAGGCCAUUGGGCUUCAGAUUCCAAGUUUGAAAAAGAGAGUUGUGAAGUUUCAAAAAAAAACACACACA